Molecule: messenger RNA, 1651 nt
Organism: Entrophospora sp. SA101
Lineage: Eukaryota; Fungi; Glomeromycota; Glomeromycetes; Entrophosporales; Entrophosporaceae
Source: the annotation of a GenBank genome assembly
AUGAGCGAUUCCUCUUCUGGAAAUUCCACAGUACAAGUUGCUCUGCGAAUAAGGCCUUUAACAGGAGAAGAAUUAAUCACAAUACCCACAAAAUCUCAAAGAAAAGUAUUAUCGACACCACCUUUCAAACCAAACCAAGUCAUAAUACAAGGCGAAAAGAAACAAUUCUUCACGUUUGAUCAUGUCUUCAAUGAUAAUUCAUCACAAAAAGAUGUCUACGAUCAUUCAGUUAGGAAAGAAUCGAAUGAAGGCAUAUCAUCAGAUAAUGGUGGUAACAAUAAUAAAGAUGAUCAUGAUGCAAAUAACGAACGUUCAAAAUUCGAGAAAAAUAAAAUUAAAGAAAUUAAAGUUGAUAAUGUUGGAGAAAUAAUGAGUUUAUUAUCGAAUGGAAGACUGAAUAGUAAAAUGAAUCAAAAAGAUAUACUUAUUCAUCCAUCAAGAUCACAUACUGUAUUCUCCAUCACAUUAACUCAACAAAAAUUAAUUCCUAAAUCUUCUUCCUCCUCAUUCUCAUCAUUAUCUGGAUCUACAAAUCAAGAAAAUAACAUACACGAUUCUGACGAUUUGUAUUAUGAUAAAAAUUUAUCUUUCAAAUUAAAAGAACAUCUUUGUGAAAAUUCAGAAAUUUUAGUAAUAGCCUGUGUGCCUCCCUCUGAAUACUACAUCAACGAAACGAUAAAGGUAUUGGAUUGUGUUAAUCAAGUCAGAAAUAUCAAAUAUAAAGCUGUAAUAAGUCAGGAGCCUGAAGAAGAGGGUGAUAACAUGAUUGAAAAUUUAGAAGUAGAGUUUCAACAUCUUCAUAAAAUUUAUACUGAAAUGUCUCAAGUUUUAUUAGGUGAUAUAAGCAACAAUGAAUCACUAUCAAAAUAUCUAGCUUUGCUCAAUGCUAAUGAUCAAAAAGAAUUCAUAGAAAAUCUUUGGCCUAGUUUUGAAAAAACAGUCAAACCAAUUAUACAAGAUUAUGAAAAAUCUAUUUGUUCUCUCGAACAACAAUUGAACAAUGCCCGUGAGACCUUAACCAACUCUGAAUCAACUAUACAAGUUCGAGAAUUAAAAUUACACGAGACUGAAAAAGCAAAUGAAAAAAAUAAAAUUUUAAUAAAUGAGAUUAAAUCAAAAUUGACAAAAUUAAUUGAACAUGAAGAAACCACGGAAUCAUACAUAAAAAAUCUUGAAAUUAGGCUCAACAUAGAAUCUUCUCAACAAAUUAAAGAUUUGAACGUGAUUGAGGAACUUCGGGUGAAACUUGAUGACUUUGAAAAUUCUGAAGAAAAUAACGAAAUUUUGAUCAAUCAAUUAGAAUCAAAAUUGGAAUCAACUCAAAACUCUGCUCGUGAAAUAUUGGAUAAAUCCUUAACUUUGGAAAAAUCUUUACAAGAAAAAGAUAAUGAAUUUAAUAUAUUACAAGAGAGGAUUGAAAAACAAAUGAAUAUUGAUACAGAAGAGAAGCAAUGGUUAUUGGAUGAGAUUACCGAACGUGAUCAAAGAAUUUUACUAUUGGAAAGAAAUGUUUAUGAUAUAGAUGAUGACAGUUAUAAUAACGAGUUUUUACCAUCAGUUACAACCUUGGAAUCGAAAUUAAAUGAGCUACAAAUAACUCAUGACAAAACUAUUGCCGAGCUUAAAGAAAUUAAACCUAGAUAUGAGCAAU